UUCGAGCUCCGCUUUAUUCCGAGCCGCCGAGCUGCAGUGUUCCCGGAACCACAGUUCGCGAUCAUGCAGGUCGCGAGUGGCCGCAGCGGGGCUGCGUGGACGCGGGCGCUGCUGCUGCAACUCCUGCUCGCGGGGCCCGGGGGCUGCCUGAGCCGCCAGGACCUCUUCCCCUUUGGCCCCUCGCAGGGGGACCUGGAGCUGGAGGAUGGGGACGACAUCGUGUCGCCGGCCCUGGAGCUCAGCGAGGCGCUCCGCUUCUACGACCGUUCGGACAUCGACUCAGUCUACGUCACCACAAAUGGCAUCAUUGCCAUGAGCGAACCGCCUGCCAAAGAAUCCCAUCCUGGACUCUUUCCACCCACCUUCAGCGCGGUGGCACCUUUCCUAGCAGACUUAGACACAACUGACGGCCUUGGGAAGGUGUAUUAUCGAGAAGACCUGUCCCCCUCCAUCACUCAGCUGGCGGCAGAGUACGUCCAGAGAGGCUUCCCAGAGGUCUCUUUCCAGCCUAGCAGUGUGGUGGUGGUGACCUGGGAAUCUGUGGCCCCCUACCAAGGGUCCAGCAGGAACGCUGCCCAGGAAGGCCAGAGAAACACGUUCCAGGCUGUUCUGGCCUCCUCCAAUGCCAGCACCUACGCCAUUUUUCUGUACCCCAAAGAUGGUCUGCAGUUCUAUAAGACUUUCUACAAGAAGGAGGAGAGCCAAGUGCCUGCUAUGGUUGCUUUCAGCCAAGGUUUAGUGGGAUUCUUUUGGAAGAGUGACGGAGUGUAUAAUAUAUUUGCUAAUGAUAGCAAGUCGAUUGAAAACUUGACCAGGAGCAGCAACUGUGGGCUCGAGGGCGCAUGGGUGUUUGAGAUUGGGAGUCCAGCCACUGCCAAAGGUGUGGUUCAGGCGGAGGUGAGCCUCCAACCCGACAAUGGAGCAAAGUUUGCAGGAGAAGUCGAAGAUUAUGACCAUAUGACCACUCAUCUUGGCCUGGAGGAUGCAGCAACCCCAUCUUUGCCCUUCAAGAUUUCAAAAAGGGGAGACAUUGACACAUACGAUGUACCUCGUGCCCUCUCCCCACGCCAUGAGACUACUGAGGGGUCCAGGUCUUUCCAGUUGCCGGUGGAGAAGUUUCCCCAACAGCAGCCCCAGGUCAUAGAUGUGGAUGAAGUGGAGGAAACAGGAGUUGUGUUCAGCUACACCACGGAUUCCCAGCAGACGUGUGCCAGCAACAGACACCAGUGCUCAGUGCAUGCGGAGUGCAGAGACUACAGGACUGGCUUCUGCUGUAGCUGCGUGGCCGGCUACACGGGCAACGGCAGGCAGUGCGUUGCAGAAGGCUCCCCGCAGCGUGUCAAUGGCAAGGUGAAGGGCAGGAUUUUUGUGGGCAGCAGCCAUACCCCUGUAGUCUUUGAGAACACUGACCUCCACUCCUACGUGGUGAUGAACCAUGGGCGCUCCUACACGGCCAUCAGCACCAUCCCCGAGACCGUCGGCUACUCCCUGCUUCCUCUGGCACCCAUCGGAGGCAUCAUUGGGUGGAUGUUUGCUGUGGAGCAGAACGGAUUCAAGAAUGGCUUCAGCAUCACCGGGGGUGAGUUCACGCGCCAGGCCGAGGUGACCUUUGUGGGGCACCCGGGCAAGCUGGUCAUCAGGCAGCAGUUCAGUGGCAUCGACGAGCACGGACACCUGACUAUUGACACGGAGCUGGAGGGCCGCGUGCCACAGAUCCCGGCCGGUUCCUCUGUGACCAUCGAGCCCUAUACAGAGCUCUACCACUACUCCGGCUCGGUGAUCAUGUCCUCCUCCACCCGGGAGUACACGGUGACUGAGCCUGAGCCAGCUGGUGCGGCACCGUCACACACCUACGUUUACCAGUGGCGCCAGACCAUCACCUUUGAAGAGUGUGUGCAUGACACAGCGCGACAGGCCCUGCCCAGCACACAGCAGCUCUCGGUGGACAGCGUGUUUGUCCUGUACAACCAGGAGGAGAGGAUCCUGCGCUACGCCCUCAGCAACUCCAUUGGACCCGUGAGGGAGGGCUCCCCCGAUGCCCUUCAGAAUCCUUGCUACAUCGGCACUCACGGCUGUGACACCAAUGCAGCCUGUCGCCCUGGCCAAGGGACAACAUUCACCUGCGAGUGCUCCAUUGGCUUCCGUGGAGAUGGGCGGACCUGCUACGAUAUCGACGAGUGCUCAGAGCAGCCCUCCGUGUGCGGCAGCCAAGCGAUCUGCAACAACCUGCCAGGCACCUUCCGCUGUGAGUGCUCCGAGGGCUACCGCUUCUCAGACCAAGGCAAAUGCGUGGCUAUCGUGGAGCAGCGCCCCAUUGACUACUGUGCCACUGGCCUCCAUGACUGUGACAUCCCCCAGCGGGCCACCUGCAUCUACACGGGAGGCUCCUCCUACACUUGCUCCUGUCUGCCAGGCUUUUCUGGGGACGGCCGAGCCUGCCAAGAUGUGGACGAAUGCCAGCUCAGUCGCUGUCACCCUGAUGCCUUCUGCUACAACACUCCAGGCUCCUUCAUGUGCCAGUGCAAACCUGGCUACCAAGGAGACGGCUUCCAAUGCGUGCCUGGCGAGGUGGAGAAGACCCGGUGCCAGCAGGAGCGUGAACACAUUCUUGGCGCAGUGGGGGCAGCAGACACUCAGCGGCCCAGGCCACCAGGACUCUUUGUCCCUGAGUGUGACGAGCAUGGGCACUAUGCACCCACCCAGUGCCAUGGCAGCACUGGCUACUGCUGGUGUGUGGACCGUGAUGGCCGUGAGCUGGAGGGCACCAGGACCAGGGCUGGGCUGCAGCCUCCAUGUCUGAGCACAGUCCCCCCCGUGAUUGACCAGAGACCUGCACUGCCUACCUCUGUGAUUCCCCUGCCCCCUGGGACCCACUUACUCUUUGCCCAGACUGGGAAGAUAGAGCGCCUCCCCCUGGAGGGGAAUACUAUGAAGAAGGAAGAAGCCAAGGCAUUUCUUCAUGUUCCGGAGAAGAUCAUCAUUGGGUUGGCCUAUGACUGUGUAGACAAGAUGGUUUACUGGACGGACAUCACGGAGCCUUGCAUCGGGAGAGCUAGCCUGCAUGGUGGAGAGCCGGCCAUCCUCGUCCAGCAGGGUCUGGGGAGCCCGGAAGGCAUUGCCAUUGACCAUCUUGGUCGCAACAUGUUCUGGACGGAUUCUCACUUGGAUCGAAUAGAAGUUGCCAAGCUGGACGGCACGCAGCGCCGAGUGCUGUUUGAUACUGAUUUGGUGAACCCCAGGAGCAUCGUAACGGAUCCCGUGAGAGGGAACCUUUACUGGACAGACUGGAACAGAGAUAACCCCAAAAUUGAAACCUCCUACAUGGAUGGCACGAACCGCAGGAUUCUUGCACAGGAUGAGCUGGUCUUGCCCAAUGGCCUGACCUUCGACCCGUUCUCAUCACAGCUUUGCUGGGUGGAUGCAGGCACCCAUCGGGCCGAAUGCCUGAACCCGAGUCAGCCCAGCAGACGCAAGGUCCUCCCGGGACUUGAGUACCCUUUUGCAGUGACGAGCUUUGGGAAGAAUCUGUAUUAUACAGACUGGAAGGGGAACUCCGUGGUUGCCAUUGAUCUCACGAUUUCUAGUGUGACAGACACGUUUCACCCCCACAAGCAGAGCCGGCCGUAUGGCAUCACCACCACCCUGGCACAGUGUCCCCAAGGUCACAACUACUGCUCUGUGAACAAUGGCGGCUGCACCCACCUCUGCCUGGCCACCCCAGGGAGCAGGACCUGCCGCUGCCCUGACAACACCCUGGGAGUCGACUGUGUGGAGCAGAACUGAAGACAGGAGUGCCUCCUUCCCUCUCCGAGUAUUUCACAGCAGUGCCCGACUUGAUACUGCUUGGUCCAGACGGACACCUGUCUUCCAGCUGAGGGAUCAUUAGGCUCAGAACUAGCCUGAGCCCAAACAACUUUUCUCACACUGUUCCCCAAAGCAUGCCCAGGGUUUCUGUAGUGAGGUCUGUGCCCCGAUUCAGGGGUUGAAUCUCCCACCCUGACCUCAUUUUUCAGACAAGCUUACAGAGCCCCAGGUGAAAACAGUGUGCCCCGUCCCAUGUCUUAGGACCUUUUCCUGGUCCUAGUCCCCAGAGGUGAGCGGCCUACGCUCUGAGACACCUGCCAGCUCCUCAGUACGCCAGCCGGGGCCUGCCUGGACAAGGAUGUGAAGGAGGGAGCUGACCCUGCCACUCCUUUUCUCUUGGUGCUCUUAAUUCCCCACCUUUCCACUUCCCAGCUCCUCACCAUCUUCAUCCUGCCCAAGCCAUGAUUCGGUGAGCGUGCUCUGCCUUUGACCAGAACCCACCCACUUCCAGGGCGGUUUGGAAGCUGGUAGACGAUAAGGAGCUGCCCUUCCAGGUGAAAUUCUGGCUGUUCAGCAGUGACUUUUGGUAGUCAGAGGCUUCUGUCAAAGAAGCAUCCUGGGGAAGAAAUUGUAAGAUGUAGAGAUGUUUGAGACUAUGAGAGUUAUCUUGAUGUGCCUUAAAUGAUACCAGAGAUGACCCAUUAUCCUUCUUUACCAGAAGCACCUGCGUCUCAGCAUUUGCCUGUGGUGCUGUGCUGGUCUCCAGCCCUGCUGCUGGUACCAGUGCCCAUUCUCGUGGAGACCCAGAUGUGGCACGGGCUGGGGCAGGUCACAGGCUGUGGUCCAUCUGGCCCCUCACCUGCAGCCCCCACCCUGGGUAUUGCUUUGCCCUCAGUCAGGACCUGGCCUUUCAUGUCUACCUCCCUCGGUGGCCCCUGCUGGCUCUGUUUUCAUCUGAAGGCACAGUUCGGGAAGAUCUGCUUGAGUGUUUAUAGUAAUGGCUCAGACCCUUACUUGUACAUUGCCUAAUGCAAGGGGACGACUGCUGCAUUUCAUAUUUAUGUUUCAACAUUGGUUUCCUAAACAUUUCCUGACCAUGUGAGUAGCUGGUGUUAUCUCUUCCAGCUGCUUCCCAGGGGCCUGAGAUAACAGAGAUUGUGGAUUGGAAGCAUAAGGAGCUUGGGCCAGGACAGCAUGGGGUGAGAGGGGUGGAGACCAUGGGUAGAGAGCUUCAGAAGAGACUGACCAAAGGCAGGAAUGGAAACGCCAAGAAAAGGGGCCGAGGAGGGGCUUAAGAACACCAAUAUGAAAAUGCACAACACCAAAGAGGAACUGGUACAUUUCUGCCAAAGAUCACUUGUCCUAAGCACAUGGAAGGAUUUGUUCUCCCCACCUAUUUGCUUCAAGCCCCAGCACUUUGUCCCUGCCCCUUCCCUCCUGCCUUUGCCUGACCUGCUUCUGGGGCCUGGGAACCCCAAUUGAAUAUCUUUCCUUACGUAAUUGGAGUAUUCUGAGAGGCAACUGUAUCCCCAAGAAUCCCAGGCUUGGGGAAACGUGGGUCUUACACAAGGCCAGCCCCACACCUUAGUCUUUCUUUUUUGUAUUUAUCAUCCUGUAUCAAGCCCCGCAUAUCAAGUGUUCAACAUGAUGUUAGUGUUUAUGCCUGUUUUCCUCAUUUCACUAGAUUCAUUCUAAAGUCUUAAAUGGUAAGUUUUAAACUGUGGAAACCACUGAAGGUGCUUAUUAACUAUUCCCUAAAAUGUACACAAGUAUUGAACAAUUCCUUGAGUUUACAGCUGUACAAAUAUUAGUGAAGAAUAUUAAAAAAUGUUUUGUUUAAAAA
Messenger RNA from Cavia porcellus (domestic guinea pig), 5647 nucleotides. It is a transcript of the gene Nid1, whose product is annotated as nidogen 1. Gene Ontology annotation, molecular function: calcium ion binding. The transcript has 20 exons. Bases 64 to 3783 code for a protein of 1239 amino acids. The record is from RefSeq and is a predicted model, not a curated record. Gene Ontology annotation, biological process: cell-matrix adhesion. Lineage: Eukaryota; Metazoa; Chordata; Mammalia; Rodentia; Caviidae.